Molecule: messenger RNA, 1014 nt
Organism: Solanum verrucosum
Lineage: Eukaryota; Viridiplantae; Streptophyta; Magnoliopsida; Solanales; Solanaceae
Product: alpha carbonic anhydrase 7-like
Exons: 7
Coding region: 28-837 (269 amino acids)
Molecular function (GO): carbonate dehydratase activity; zinc ion binding
Source: RefSeq, a predicted model, not a curated record
AGAAAAAAAGUAGCAAUAAUUCUAAUAAUGAGGCAACAAAGAUAUUUAUCUGUUUUAUUCAUCAUCAUCUUCUUCUCCGCUACACUUAUUAAAGCUCAAGAAGUUGAGGAUGAGAGGGAGUUUGAUUAUGGUGAAAAAAGUGAAAAAGGUCCAAAAAUGUGGGGGAAAUUGAAGAAAGAAUGGGAAGCUUGUAAUAAUGGAGAAAUGCAAUCUCCAAUUGAUAUGUCACAUGAAAGAGUUAGAAUUAUUCAAAAGCCAGAUAAAAGACAUUACAAGCUAUGCAAUGCUACUGUUAAGAAUAGAGGACAUGACAUUUCGUUACAAUGGCAUGGUGAUGCUGGAUCUGUUUUAAUAAAUGGCACAAAUUAUCCACUACAACAAGCUCAUUGGCACUCUCCUUCCGAACACACCGUCAACGGCAGAAGGUAUGACAUGGAAAUGCACAUGGUACACUUCAAUGAAAAUGCAACAAAUAAAAUUGUUGUGAUUGGAGUUCUCUACAAAAUUGGUAAACCUGAUCGAUUUCUCUCCAAGUUGAUAAGAAAUAUAUCAUCUAUGAUUGACAAAAAAGAUGAAGUGAAAAAUGCUGGUAUGAUUGAUCCAAGAGAAAUCAAGAUUGGUAGUAGAAAAUAUUAUAGAUAUAUGGGUUCACUUACUGUUCCUCCUUGCACCGAAGGAGUCAUUUGGACAAUUAAAAAAAAGGUGAGGACUGUUUCAAGAGCUCAAGUCAAAAUGCUUAGAGAAGCUGUUCAUGAUUAUGCUGAAAGGAAUGGAAGGCCAUUGCAACCAAAACACAAGAGACCAAUUUAUCUUAUGGCACCAGAUGAUACUGCUUGAGAUUAUUCUAUUCAUAAUAUUUGUAACAAAGAUUAGGAUACUGCUUGAGACCGUUAUUCUAUUCAUAAUAUUUUGUAACAAAAGAUUUUUGUUUUCUUGAUUGUUGUUAUUCUUUUAAUCAGCAAAGUGCUUGUUGUGUGAAAAAAAAAAAGGCAAGAAAAAUGCAUAAUAUAUAGA